AUGGUGGAGGUUGGUAAUAUGGUGGUGGUUGGUAAUCUGGUGAAGGUUGGUAAUCUGGUGAAGGUUGAAGAUUUGGAGUUGUCGAUAUCAGCUUUGGUUCCGUGGUCUGUGAUGGGGGAUUUCAAUGCAACCCUGUUCUCGCAUGAGAAAAGAGGUCCUGGUAAGUUUAAUCUUGGAUCAGCUGCUGAAUUCCAGGCAAUGGUUGAUGCAUGUGAAUUGCUUUCUAUCCCUUCUCAGGGAAAGAAAUUCACUUGGACUAAUAAUCGUCGAAGGGGUCAUGCAGUUGCAGUGUUGGAUCGGAGUUUUUGUAAUGGGAAGUGGAUAGAUGUGUUUAGAAAUGUGAAGCAGCGUGUUUUGUUGUCUUCGGUAUCAGAUCAUGCCCCUUUAUUUGUUGUCUCUGAUGAUGUUCAAAGACCUACAAAUAUCCCCUUUAGAUUCCAUAGCUUUUGGAUGGAAAAUGAUCAAUUUAUCUCUGUGGUUGAGGAAGCUUGGAAAACUUUGAUAGGGGGUAAUCCAAUUUUCGUUCUGGCACAAAAAUUAAAGCAGGUCAAGGAGAAUUUAAAGGUUUGGGCGAGGGCCAAUUUUCCUAACCUGAAUGAUGAGGUCGAUAAAGCAAAGCUGGAAUUAAAGAAGGUUCAAGAUAUGAUAGAGGUGGCUGGGAUGAAUGAUGAAUUAUUUAACAGAGAGGCAGAUGCAAAAACAGUAUUAUUGAAGGCCAACCAAAUGUACGAGAAGUUGUGGGCUGAAAAAGCUAAACUGAGAUGGAUGAAAAAUGAAGAUUGUAACUCGAAGAUUUUUCAUCUCUCUGUGAAGCUUAGGAGGUUGAAAAAUCAGAUAACCUCCCUAAAAAAGGAAGAUGGAACUUGGGUUUCAGACCAACAGGGAAUAUCGUUUUAUGUCGCUGAUUUUUUUGAGAAAUUUCAUGAGGCUGAUGAAAUCACGGUUCAUAAUGACCUUCUUGAUAAUAUUCCCAGAGUGUUGGAGGAGGAGGACGUGGCAGGAUUGGAGAUUGUCCCGAGUGGGGACGAAAUAAAACAAGCUGUUUGGGAUUUAGAUCCUGUAAGCUCUCCAGGUCCUGAUGGGUUCCCAGGUAGUUUCUUCAGGCGAUGUUGGACUAUUGUUGAGGGUGAUUUUUGCAGGGCAGUGAAAAAAUUCUUUGAGGAAGGGCGGCUUCCUAAAGGAAUAAAUAACUGCUUUAUUUCCUUGAUCCCCAAAGUUGAGGGGGCGGCCUCUCUAGAUAGGUUUCGACCUAUAUGUAUGGGGAAUUUUUACUGCAAAGUGAUAUCAAAAAUUCUAUCUUCAAGAUUACUUGUUGUUUUGCCUAAAUUGAUUUCGGAAGAGCAAGGCGCUUUCCAGCAGGGUAAAAUAAUUUCAACAAAUAUCAGCCUCGCCUCAGAACUGUCAAAUUUGAUGCAUUCUUCAGUUAGGGGUGGUGGAAUGGGUCUGAAGCUCGAUGUUCAAAAGGCGUAUGACUCUCUAGCUUGGGAAUUCCUCUUUGCAGUUGGGUUCUCAUCUAGGUGGAUUUCUUGGAUUCACAACCUUCUUCUAUCCUCCAGAGUAUCAAUUUUGGUGAACGGUGGCCCGGUGGGGUUCUUUGGGGUUGGUAGAGGUCUCCAACAAGGAGAUCCUUUGUCUCCCUUUUUAUUUAUUCUGGCAGAAGAGGUUCUCUGUAGAGGUCUUAGAAGCAUGGUUCAGAAUGGUUUGAUAAAGUCUCUUCCUGGGCCUCGAGGUGUGUUAACUCCCUCCCAUUUAUUGUUUGCUGAUGACAUUUUCAUUUUCAUUAAUGCAUCUGCUCAUUUUGUCAAAAAUCUUAAGGCUUUUCUUGAUAAAUAUCAGAUUGAUGGUUCGCUGAAAACUACCUACAUUUCCUCUUCGAUAUGGCCUGGUCUUAAAAAGGUGUGGCGGUGGGUACAGUCUCAUGAGCAAUGGACUGUUGGGAAUGGUCAGAGGAUAAAUUUUUGGAAAGAUAGCUGGCUGGGAAAGAAGUCUAUUGAGGAGAUGUAUGGUUCGCAGUUAGAUAUCUUUGAUUCGAUGCAGGCAAAGGUUUCUGAUUUCAUUUGCCAAGAUGAGUGGAAUUUUCCCCAGGCUAUUGCCAAUGUUCGAACGGUCCAAGCAUUUGUUGGAGAAGAGAAGGUGGUAUUAUCGUACAAGAUGGCUCUCAAAAAAACUUAUGAGUAUGGGAAGAAGGGAGGACUAGCCAAGGACGUUGGACUUGGUUCUCUGCACUAUGUUCUCUUCUUGUCAUGGUCACUUCUCACAUGGUUCACUAGCAUUGUUGUCCACAAGGAGAUAGCAAACGGUGGAAAAUCCUUCACCACCAUGCUUAAUGUCGUUAUAGCUGGACUGCUGAAUACUCUCCUUCUAAGAUUAAUUUCUGAAGAUCAGGGUGCGUUCCAGAAGGGUAAGGUCAUCUUAGCUAACAUUAGUCUUGUUUCAGAGCUGAUAUUAGUUGACAAACCUGCGAACACUAAAGUUGUUGGUUGCAAAUGGAUCUUCAAAAAAACGAAGGAUCUGCAUGGAAAUGUUGAGAAGUUUAAGGCAAGACUUGUUGCUAAAAGCUACACUUAA
Messenger RNA from Macadamia integrifolia, 2568 nucleotides. RefSeq lists its product as uncharacterized. Gene Ontology annotation, molecular function: ATP binding. Bases 1 to 2568 code for a protein of 855 amino acids. Gene Ontology annotation, cellular component: membrane. The transcript is spliced from 6 exons. The record is from RefSeq and is a predicted model, not a curated record. Lineage: Eukaryota; Viridiplantae; Streptophyta; Magnoliopsida; Proteales; Proteaceae.